This is a messenger RNA of Vollenhovia emeryi, 2363 nucleotides long. RefSeq names its product activating transcription factor of chaperone (gene crc). The transcript is spliced from 2 exons. Gene Ontology annotation, cellular component: nucleus. The coding region runs from base 882 to 1793 and encodes 303 amino acids. Gene Ontology annotation, biological process: regulation of transcription by RNA polymerase II. Gene Ontology annotation, molecular function: RNA polymerase II transcription regulatory region sequence-specific DNA binding; DNA-binding transcription activator activity, RNA polymerase II-specific. Lineage: Eukaryota; Metazoa; Arthropoda; Insecta; Hymenoptera; Formicidae. The record is from RefSeq and is a predicted model, not a curated record.
GGAACCUUCCCUGGUCUUAUCCGCUGGAAAAUUCCGCGCGUCUCCCGCGGAGAGAGCGGGAAGAGGAACCCGCAGUAUCAUCGCGCGGCAUCGCCACGGGUAAACGCCGAAGAGGGCGACGAGAGAAGCGACCUGACUGAGCGGGGCGCAUUGCUUGCUACCCAUAAAAUCGCACCGGAUGUGAUAUUGGACGCUCGCCAGCGAGAACACGUGGCCGCGCGCGCGCGCGCCCGUCAACGACCACCUGCUCGUCGCUCGGUAGCUCGGGACCCCCUCAGGAUCCUCGCGCGUCGUCGUCGUCGUCGAGCGUCCGUGACGACAGGGUACGACGCGAGUUGACGAACCUCGUCGAGCGUCGUCGUCCGUAGGAGGCGCGGGACUAGCAAUCGCGAACCAUCUGCGCGGAGGACUCGUUCGAGAUCCGUGCGACGGUCGUCCGCUCUCUUCCGCGCAUGGACGCGACCGGUGUCCUGAGAAGAUAAACGGUGGCGCAGCGCACCGGCGGUGGAACCCGACGAGACUGGCAUCGUUAAAGUUGAUCCGCGGAAACGACCGGUCGUCUCGAUGGUGGAGUGUGCUAAUGUUAUAUAAUAGCAUGCAGUUCGCGUAUCGGUACACGUGGAACCGAGAGAUCAUCGUCAACUCCCAGAAGCUCGUGAAAAGACGUUGAAUCACCUACCGGAGCCGUCGCGCGAUCGCACGUGGGAGGAUCGCAACGUUCUUCCGCGCCUUUGUACGAGCCGCGGGCACGCUACGUCGGCGCCGCCGAAGGAACGACGACCGCGUUGGGACCGUCCCGAGACCACCAGACUCCCACCUGAUCUCUCCCUCUCUCCUCCCGUCCCUUUAACGAGGAAAACACCGAACCACGCGCAAUUACCAUGGCUGCCUUAUGUUACAGCGAACCCUUCUCAGAAUGGCUGGAGGAAAAGAUAGACCUGCCCAUAUUUGAAAAUAUAGAAACCCCUUACGAAAGCAUCCAAAGCAAACCGUCGCCAAUCGCCUAUCCAUUUAUCGCGAAGGUGUCGCAGCAGCAACAGCAGCAGCAGCAGCAGCAACAACAGCAGCAGCAGCAGCAACAGCAUACCACGGAUGCCUUCAUAGAUUUCGAUUCGAUUUAUUGCAACGUCAAGGCCUACCACCAGACUAUUCUACCGAACAGUUCGACACUCACACCCCCGCAAUCACCCUUGCAUAAAACAAUCAAUGUGGACACCCAGCUGCUGGUCACCCUGCAGCCCGUGCAGCCGCUUACCGGUGAUCAACCGAUAUACAUCGGUCCAUCGGAGGAGCCGCUGUACGCGAGCAACACGCUGCAUCAGUGGAACGCCGAAGACAUAUCACUGAGUCCGCUCGGCGAAGACGAAUUGGCCGUGGCAGACGAGUAUGUUCGUUCGCACACCAAGGAUAUUCCAUCUCCCUCGAGUCCAUGCAGUUCUGGCGGCAGUUGCAUCUCUGCCGACGACUCCACCGAUGAUCCCGAUUGGAGUCUCGAAACUGAGAAAAAAAGCUUGAAGCAAACGGUUCACGACUCUUCCAAGCAUCGCUACAAGCCGUACUCUCGAUCGUCCUUCGAGGACAAGAAGGUACGGAAAAAGGAGCAGAACAAGAACGCGGCCACGCGUUACAGGCAGAAGAAGAAGCAGGAGAUUCAGGAGAUACAAGGCGAAGAGCGCGAACUGAUGGAGCACAACGAGAAGCUAAAAGAGAAAGUGAAGGAUUUGCAGCAGCAGAUUGGAUAUCUGAAGGGAUUUAUGAGGGAGGUGUUCAAAGCUAAGGGUUUUCUUAAAUAAUCCAUUCGUCCAGGAACCUUCGCCGCUAUUAACAUUAUUGUUAAUUUUAGCUAUCCUGAUUUAUGAUCUAUUAGAUUUUAUUUUUUAGACGUUCACCUUUCUUUUCUGUCACUAACCAUUUUACAAUUGUAUCGUACUAAUAUUUACAGCAAUUCACACGUUAUCUAUCUGUUUGUAAUUUUUUUUUUCUUAACAAGUAUUUGUCAGUAUGUAUUUUACAUAUAUAGGUAUACGUAUACAUAACAACUUGUACGCAGCAUUUUAAAGAAUUUAUGAAUUAAAGUCUACAGAUUUUAAGAAUGAAAUGUACAUCCUAAUCACCUAGAGAACGGGGGUCUGUCAACAUCGGUAAGCACGGUACGUUAGAUGACGCGCGCAAAUUGUCGAGUGUGCACGUGAAGCUCUUACGAGCGGAGUCUUGCUCGCUCGUGCGCAUUCCACCAGUCACUUAUCGCACCCUCUCUCGAAUGCGAAUCUUUUCAUUCCGAUUAAUUUUUACCCUUUAUCACUUUAGUUAUACUUUCAUACGACGAAUUAUGUAGCAAAUAAUAAAUGGCUUCAAACAACGUG